UUCUGCCCAGCAGACUCCAGAGGGAUGGUAGCCGGGUAGCUAUUCAGGCAGCAGCUUUUGGAUUAACUUGUAAACGUGAUUUGGCAUUCGGUUGUUCUGUCCAAAUAAUGAAUUUACUACCGUCUAAUCCUCACGGCAAUGGGCUCCUUUAUGCUGGAUUUAACCAGGAUCAUGGAUGCUUUGCCUGUGGAAUGGAAAAUGGAUUUCGUGUCUACAACACAGAUCCUCUUAAGGAGAAGGAGAAACAAGAGUUCCUGGAGGGUGGGGUUGGCCACGUGGAGAUGCUGUUUAGGUGUAACUAUUUAGCACUAGUGGGAGGAGGAAAGAAACCCAAGUACCCAACCAACAAAGUGAUGAUCUGGGAUGACUUAAAGAAGAAGACAGUUAUUGAGAUUGAGUUCUCAACAGAAGUGAAAGCAGUGAAGCUUCGGCGUGACAGGAUUGUGGUGGUCCUGGACUCGAUGAUCAAAGUCUUCACCUUUACCCACAACCCCCAUCAGCUGCAUGUGUUUGAGACCUGCUACAACCCCAAAGGUCUGUGUGUGCUGUGUCCCAACAGCAACAACUCUCUGCUGGCGUUCCCCGGGACUCACUCAGGCCACGUGCAGAUAGUGGACCUGGCCAACACAGAGAAGCCCCCGGUUGACAUCCCCGCCCAUGAGGGGGCGCUGUGCUGCAUCGCUCUAAAUCUGCAGGGCACGAGAAUAGCCACUGCAUCGGAGAAAGGGACUCUCAUCAGAAUCUUCGACACAUCUGCAGGUCAGCUCAUACAGGAGCUCAGACGGGGCUCUCAGACGGCCAACAUUUACUGCAUCAAUUUCAACCAGGAUGCGUCCCUCAUCUGUGUGUCCAGCGACCACGGCACAGUGCACAUCUUCGCCGCAGAGGACCCCAAAAGGAACAAACAGUCAAGUUUGGCAUCGGCCAGCUUUCUUCCCAAAUACUUCAGCUCCAAGUGGAGCUUCUCCAAGUUCCAGGUCCCCUCAGGCUCCCCCUGUGUGUGUGCCUUCGGAACAGAGCCCAAUGCCGUCAUAGCCAUCUGUGCUGACGGCAGCUACUACAAGUUCCUGUUCAACCAGAAAGGGGAGUGUUCCAGAGAUGUGUACGCCCAGUUCCUGGAGAUGACCGAUGAGAAAAUAUGACCUUUGACCCCCUCCCCGGAGAAUCACUAUUACACAGCCUGUUUUUUUUCUGUCUUUUGCUCUCUCUCUCUCUAUUUUUUUUUUUUUUCCACAUUUUGGAGACGGCAGGAAAGUCCCUCGUCGCACUUCUUAUCUUGACAGACUCUGCGAAAGAGCGUCAGGUUAAGGGAGGACAGAGAAAGAGAAGCACAGAUUCGGGGGAAGCCCUCACAGCAAAGAUGAACGCAUGGAGGCACCAACGGGGAUGCAGACUUUUGUCUCUCACAGACUUGUGAGGAUUGUCUCUGGAGAGAGGGACGCAGAUGCCGACUUAACCCCCAAAACCAAACACUAGACAAAAGAGGGAAAGUUAUUUUUUUGAAUGGACAACAUGCCGCUUUUUAAGACGUCUUCCGAGGAAUUUCCGAAAGGAUGGCUAUUUUUAAUCACACAGAUGAUUCUGAUAGUUAGACGGAUUGAAAAUACUGAGAUUUUUGUCAACUAACACCACCUAAACUAACAAUAGGGAGUGCCUCGAGACUGGAGAGAAUCUGUAUGUGUGCACAUAUUACUGUUGUCAUAUGUAUGUGUUCGUGUAUAUACCAAUGUACCAUAUUAGGUGUUCGCAAAGCAGGAUCAGAAUGAAGCAACUUUAAGGUUCAUGGUGACAUCUGGAACAUUGGAGCAGGCUCUGAUCUUGCAUUGUGAAGCGUCACCUUAGUAUUACUAGAUUUUCUUAUAUUCACUGUAUAAACACAACACGCCAGACUGAACUUUAACUACAGUAUAUAGAACUGUACAGAGUAGUAGCAGGAAAAAAAUGAACAUGUAUUUUUGCUUCACUCUUCCUUUUUUUUUCAUACAUUGUGCAAUAUAUGUUUUCCCUGAUUGUUUUUUGUUAAGAACUUGUGAAAGUUGAGUGUGUGUUUUUUUCUAUUUGACCAAGAAAACUUAAAGAAAUAGUUUCAUUUUAUGGGAAAUGCGGUAAUUCGCUGUGUUGCCGAGAGUUAGAUGAUUAAGGUCGAUACCGCUCUCAUGUCUGUAAGAUAAAUAUGAAGCCAGAGCCAGCAGCUGGUUAGCUUAGCAUUAACACUGGAAACAGCUAGCUUGGCUCUCCAGAGGCAAUAAAAUCCAUCUAGCAGCACUUCUGAAGCUCACUAAUUAACACGUCAUAUCAUUUGGUUUUCGAGGGUAAUGUGUCGGAUUAAUUUCUGGCGGGGAUCUGUCAAGUGUUAUCGCCACCGUGAGCUUUUACACUACAGAUACAACAUGUUGAUUGGACAGAGCCAGCCUAACUCUCUCCCUGUGUUCCCAGUCUUCAUGCUAAGAUAAGCUAACCAGCUGCUAGCUUUAGCGUCAUCUUUACCACAAAGAGUAGUAUUGAUCUUCUCAUCUGACUCCCGGUAAUAAAGUUAUUAAGCGUAUUUCCCCAAAUGUCAAACUAUGUCUUUAACAGUUUGUGAAAGUUGAAUGUUUGUUGUUCAGAGCCAAACACACACGCACAGUUUCCAUCUAAAAUCACGAAAACCCAAUCAAUUUUGGAUGUGAUUUUUUUUUUUUUCCUACUCAACAACCCAGAUCAACUGUAAAAAUAUGAAUAUUUUGAACACAGUUCAAGGUUGCACUUAAUGUUGCUACAUUAUUAGCCCAAUAUGAUUAAAUCAGAAGUCUUCUUGAGGAUGAUUGGUUGCUCCAUGUACUUUUCGUCGGCCAGUGUGGCUACAGCCACAGCUGUGUGGUCACUUUUUGUUUAAAUCCUGACGACACUUGUAACUUUGAGUGCUGUUUAUGUCUUGGGUCAGCGUAACUCUGUAAUGUGCUUCACCGUGUCCCUAACAGCAUUGAUCAAUUCAGCUAAUGUAAAUCAGGGACUCUGAAGUGCUUUUAUGACGCCCGUGGCCAUAAACAGGAAAUCUGUCCAGCGUGGAUCCACCACAGUGGAACAUUUUUUCAUUUGUCGUGCUAAUCGACAGCAUUUUUUUGUCGAUCCAUUUCAAAAACACAUUUUUGUGUUGCUUACUGCAUCCGACUGUACGAUUGCAGGUGUCACUGUUGGACACGCACGGCGCUUGGCGGUCACUGACCACAGUCGGGACGCCGCACAAAGUGAAAAGCCAGUUUUGUUUCUGACACACUCAGAAUGAUUGUAAAACCUGCAUUUAAAUUUGUGAAUAAAAUGUAACAUCUGC
Molecule: messenger RNA, 3310 nt
Organism: Chelmon rostratus (copperband butterflyfish)
Lineage: Eukaryota; Metazoa; Chordata; Actinopteri; Chaetodontiformes; Chaetodontidae
Gene: wdr45b
Product: WD repeat domain 45B
Exons: 10
Coding region: 108-1142 (344 amino acids)
Biological process (GO): protein localization to phagophore assembly site; nucleophagy; protein lipidation
Cellular component (GO): cytosol; phagophore assembly site membrane; extrinsic component of membrane
Molecular function (GO): protein binding; phosphatidylinositol-3,5-bisphosphate binding; phosphatidylinositol-3-phosphate binding
Source: RefSeq, a predicted model, not a curated record